AUGGAGAUAUUGAUUAGGCAGCAGCUGUCAGAUGCUGAGAAAAAACAAAAUGUUGAUGCUUUGAAAAGCACUUACAACUUGAUCAAAUCAGCACAUGAUGGGAAAUCUGCCCUUGAUUCCUUGGAGAGUUUCUCUUUUGACUUAUAUGUCUUAUGUGCAGAACAAGCAUAUCAGAUGGGUCUUCCUGAAAUAAGCCGUGACUGUCUACAAAUGUAUUUUAAAGGGAAAGCUCCCGUUAACCAAUUCCUGGGUAGAGCAUAUUUGUGCCAGAGCCAGUUAUAUACUCCUGUAUCUACUGACAAUUUGGGACAGUUUGAAAAAUUCAAUAUAAACUUGCUGAAAGCCAUUGAUUUUGCAUUAAGUGAUUCAAGAUACUAUUUUUUGAUAUAUAAUGCAUCAUCUAUUUAUUGGAAAAAUAUAAGACCAUUUUUAAAGCCCGGGUUCCGCUACUUUCUUAUACCGAGUCUCUCUCAGAUUGUGUCCGCAUUGAAUCAUCCCAACGAGGAAGACAAAGAUUGGACAGCAGAACUUAUGAUAGAAUUGCUUGAGUGUUUCCUGGAUGCUUCCAGAAUAGAAGAAGCCACAACCUUUUCAUCCACUGCAGCUACAUUCAUUGAAGAAAAUGUGCCAAGUAGAUAUAAGGAUUUAUUUUCAAUAAUGGUGCGUAACAAACUAGUGGAAGUUUCGGAGAUAGAAGAUAAACUUGAAAGCUGUAUUAGUUUGAAUAUCAUAUAUAAAAUUCAAACAAUCAAAGGGCAAUUAGAUAAAAAUCAGAUUCCAGAAGAUGCUCUUACAGAUUUGAAUAACAUAUUUGAACUUUUGAAAGGAUCUAAAAAGGAAAUACAGCGUAAUGAAAGAAUUUCUUUGCUGCUAGAACUGGCACGACUUUCCUUGAGAUUAAAUUGUAUAAGUAUUGCAAUGUUAUGUUUAAAAGAGUUGAAGAAUUAUAAAAUUCACGAUCAAGGAAGAGAAAUUGAAUUAGAUUGCUUGGAAUGUGACUGCGAAGUCCAAAAACUUGGGCCUAAAAUUGAAACUUAUGCUAAAAGUGUUGUUGAGGUUCAGUUAAAUGCUAUACAGAAACUUGAUUUAAUUUUGAACCGUGCAAUUCGGCUGAGAGAUCCUAAUGUUAUUCAGGCGGUAUGUACUACCCAGUGGAAUAUCUGCUUACCGCUGUUGCAACACAAUUUGCAACAUCACAUACGAAAACCCCUGUUAGCAAUUGCUGAAGUGCUAGAGAAGAUUGACAGCAUGUUGAUUUUAUUGCGUUGUCAAGUUCAUAUGGAAAUUGCUCGUAUUGAAGAAAAAUCGGACAGAGUAGAGACCGCAAUGGAACACCUGGAGAAGGCCAUCAAACUUGAUAACAACGGACAGUACCACGAAUAUCUGAAAAUGGCUUUCCAUCGGCUUAGCUUAAAUACCAUGCUGUAUAAGUCUUUGGAGCGCCUGGAAGACCAAGCAAGUUUGAUGAUUGAACAGGCUAAAAAAGGAACCGCAAAUGACAGUGUGAGGAAAAAACGCUCUCUGUUGGUGAAUGCUGGCUUUGCACUAGCACCGGAGGCUUUUCAGGUGGUUCUUGAUAGUGAAAACGAGGCUAAAGUUCCCCCAAGUAAACAUAAAGAUCAAAUUAGCUAUCUCUGUGCGAAAGCAGAGCACCACACUAAAAAUGUAGAGAAAGCAGAUGGGCAUUUGAAGAGACUAGGACAUGAAAACGAAAAAGAAAGAAUCCGCCUGUGGUCAGAAAUAGCCAAAACAGCACGGAAGCAAAGCGUGUGGGACGUUUGUCGGGCUGCAUGUAGGUUCUGCCUCCUGUAUGAUGAUAAUCAAGCAAUAAAGAUAUCGAAACGCAAAAGAUUGGUGAAGAAGAAAGGCAGCGCAAAUGCAACAGCUGAGGAGCCUGAAGGAAAUGUAUUAAGAGAGUCACCGGUGCCUACUAAAGUAUUUUCUUUAGAAAGAGAUCUACUUAGAACCUUGGCAGAAGUAAGAUGUAUCAAUGCAGAGGCUACAAUUCAGUUACUAAGAACAGAAGGCGUCCAGCUCAAUGAUUAUCCUGUCCUCCCCGUAGAGGCAAAUACACACAUUUCAGGAAACUCUCAACAUUCAACACGAAGUGGAAAAGAAUCCGAUUGGAACGUAUACAGCAACUGGAUAAACCGCUUAUCUCAAUAUGCUAUGGAAAACUUUCUACGAGCUGUCAGAAUUGGAGAGGAGUUAAAUGAAGCCUGGAUUGUACAUAACACCGUGGUGUAUGUCUUAAAUCACAAUAAGCAUCUGAUUAUUUCAAAAAGGCAGAGAGAACUUGUUGAACCCUUUCAGAUUCUUUUCAAUGCUGUUAAGAAUAUUGGGAAUUUUGGGAAUUGCACUGUUUUAGCAACCUUGUGCAACGCUCUGGCAAGAGGGCUGAUUCUUCCUUGGAUUCCCAAAAGGCUUUCCAAAACGGAUGAAAAGAAACUGAACGAGGAAGGGCCCGCCAAACGCAAAAAGACUGCCUUAAAAGGACAUGAUAAAUCACUCACUGCUCUAAUUCUACCUGUGGAUCCAGCUGGACUCCACGAUAUUAAAGCAGCCGUAGAGGUCUGUGAAUUUGCUAUGCGUUUGCCUAAUGGAAGCGCCCCUGAUGAGCCUGUGCCUAUUGCUCUGCGUCAACAAGUCAUUGCAACUUGGGUGAAGGCCAAACAGUUACUUCAGCAACAGAUUGGGAAGCUGCAUGGAUCGGAGGAGGAGAGUAAUGAUGAUGGGACAAGCCCCAUGACGAAGGUUUUUAUUGGCCUGGAAAUGUAUUCGUGCAAUGGUUUGGGCCUUAUGGACUUUUUACUUCCCAAUGUGUCUCAGUUGGUGAAAAUGUCUCUGGAGUGCAGUUGGUCAGACUCGCUUGUAGAGCUUCAGACACUGACCAGACUCAUGCAUUUUGCACAUAAUCUCCAUGACCAUGAACUGGUGUUAACUUGUGCUCAGACGAUUAUGGAAUUGGGUCAAGUGCCAUUUAACACAGAUCCAAAGAAAAAAGGGAUAAAUGAUUACAGUGCCAGACAAGAAAUGCUGAGUAUUGCUUUUUGUACUCAAGGGAAGAGUAUCAUGGAAAACCUGGCUGGCAAAAAACAUUUGCGAGUUACAGCGUCAAAGUCCUUUGUUGAAAGUGCAAGAUAUGCAGGAGAAGCAGGAAAUCUUCACCUUGCCAUGGUAGCAGCUCGGAAUUUCUGGAAUGCUUGUUUACCUUUCAUUGGUUCUUCAGCAGACAGACAGCACCUCAAAGCACCCACUGAAGUCAUCCUCAAGAGCAUCAUUAAGGCAUCAGAGGCCAAAAGUAAGCAGGAAGUGGGCAAUAUGUUACAUUUGCAUCAGUGGCCUACAAUAGAUUUCCAGAGCAUCAGCCCAUCAGACGGGCAUUUUUAUCCAGGUGCUGAAGAGGAUUUGACCUUAAGAACAUUCUUAUAUGUGUUACUGUUCCAAGCACAUGCUGAUAAAAAUGACUGGGAGACAGGCCUUAAAGUUUUAGAUGAAGCUGUUCAGAUUCUUCCUCGCACAAAGCACAGGCUCCCAAUUUUUAAGCACAUGGUCAUGGUGAAGGCAAGACUAGGACGUAAUUAUAUAAUGGAAAUUCAGAAAUUCCGCGAUGAAACUGAAGACUACAUGUCAGACAUGUGGCAUCGUUUGGCAUCUGUUUCCUAUGAUAUUGUGGGGCAAUUAUCUUGCUACCAAAAUGCAAUUGAAGUUUUACAGAAAAAGGAAAGUGAAUUAAAGAAAGUGGAUAAUAUCUUAGGAGUUGCAGAAUGGCUGUACUGCAAGCAGUUUCCUCUUAGUGAGGCUAUUAAGCACCUGGAAUGGGCAAUAAAUAUGCUAUUGUAUCUCAAGCCUCUCCAAAAGAGCCCUGACGAAGAAGAAUUAAGAAACCAAAUGAGUAUUGGAGAAUUAAGGAGCAUAAAACAGCUAGAAGCUUUAUUUAGAGCUUAUACAAUAAUGGCAGUCAUUUCUGGCCACCAUUCAACUUUUUACGAGCAAUACUGUUUGAUGGCGUAUGCUUUUGUGAUUCGCAUGUGGCAGAUGUCAUUCACAACAGCAGGAUUGUUUUUAAAGGCACAGACCAAAGUUUCACCAGCCCAAUCAGCCACUCCAAAAUCAAAAGGCAAAAAGGAUGCACUAAAGCCCGAUUCUGCUCAGGUGUCACCUACAAGCCCUCCUAAGAAAGAUAAAGAGAAAUCCCCCAAAGAUGCAAAGAAGGUACGUUUUGUUUAAUACAGUAUUCUGAUUUCAUUUAUGUUCACAAAAAAGAAACUUCCUUAAACAUAAGAGUCCAAUUUUCAGGGACCCUCAGCCAGUAGAGAGAAGGUGAAAAGGAAGGGGCCGAUUGACGUCUUGCCUGCAAAUGUGGAGGAAUGGGCUAACUAUGAGUGCCCUGAUGAGAUAAGAGAAGCCUUUAAACAGGACUCAACUGGCUGCACUGUGAACAGAGAAACGAUUUUAGCACCUACACGCACCUUAUAUUACUUGGACCUCUUACUUAGGGAGCUCCAGUCAAUGUUAUGUACUCACCUGACUCUCCCACUCCUUCACUUGGCGGAAAUCAUUGCUCACGAUGUUGUUGAAAGCAAAAGUCUGUCAAAUCUCUACCGUCUCAGGCUUGCCAAAAUAUGUUUAGAUUUAAAAAUGUAUCAAGCAGCAUCUUUCCAUGAAAAGGCAGUGGGUGACAUCUUUAUUAAUGAAAAGGAACAAGGAAGAUUUAGACAAGAGAUUGCAUUUAAAAAUGAGAAUGCCAUACAGGAUAACCAAAUGGAAAAUAAAAAUUUGGAUUGGACAGAACUAGAUAUGGAGCAAAGAAAGAAGCUAUUUAAUGCAAAAGAUAAGAUUUUGGAAGUCAAUGCAGUGACUGAAAAAGAAUUAAAUGGGCUUUCUCUCCCCUACCUGUGGAUAGAAAAAGCUGAAGUCUUAAUCCAGCUAUGUUUAUAUCAGCCAGCAAGAUUACUACUCUCAGAGGCUUACCAAGCAACUCAGGAAAUGAACAGUCCGUGUGGUGCAUCACGAUGCCUUUAUCUUCUGGCUGUGCUGGCUAAUUUGGAGAAGAACCACGGCCAGGCAAAGGCGCUGCUUGAAAAGGCCCGCUUGAUAGGUGGAAACGAACAGUUUUGGCACAGCAGCACUUUUGCCCUCACCGAUGCGAUUUUAGGAGACGACCAGGAAGUAAAUGAAAAAAUGGCUGGCCAUUUUCUGCAAAAAAACAUAAAUGUCUUGAGGCCGUUAUUGAAGGAAAGACCCAACCGAGAACCUGAACUGGGUUUUAUAAUAGCAUGCUUUGAAGCCAGGAAAUCGUAUAUACAGCUAGAUUUGGUUAAAUAUCUCAUUAACACUAGCGGUUUUUCUGAAGAGUUGGCAACAAUAUUGCUGGAAUCCUAUGAUAAGUUAAUCCACAUACAGGAGACCUUCCUUUCUAGUGGAUAUAAAGAUCGUAGUGCUGAUGCAUUGAUGGCCUGUGCAAAUAUUCAUAGGAUACUUGGCAAACAUACAGAACUUGCUGCAGACAAGCAAAAUCAUUACAUAGAGGCAUAUAGAUUAGCACAACGUGGAGUAUCACGAAUGGAAGAGCUUUUUCAACACAUUAAUAAUAUACUUCCAAUUAAUGAGACUAGAAAUAUAAAUACACCUUUAAUGAGAAGACUUGCAAACAUGAAGGUGAACUUUAUAGAGAUCAUUUUGGAUAUUUUUGUUCUUAUCAAUAUUGAAAAAAAGAACAGAGAAGCCAGAGCAGACCAAAUUGAGCACAUUAUUGAGAAUUUUGUAAGGUUUACACCUGAUACUGCUUCAGAGGAACAGGCUUGGAUCACCCUUGGGCAAACAGUGGGCCACAAUGCCCAUGCUCAGCUUACAAGCCUGUCGAGUCUUUGUGGUGGCUGUCCUGACAUCAGAGCCAAGUAUCUCUAUCUGACUGGGAGGAGUCUCCAUUUCCUAGCUAACCAUAUGGAGCCUUUUAAUUUGGAUAUUCAGUGGUGUGAAACUGCAACCGAGGUGCCUAAAAUUAAUUCUGAGAAAUCUCCACCACCAGAAGCAGAAACUAUAGAUGAACAAAAUGAAGUCCCAAGUCCUCUAUUGCAACUUACUAAAAAGCAGCUCGAUGACUACAGGAAAAAAGCCAAUGAAUUAAGGAAGAGGCAGAUGUGGACUCAUGAAUACAUAUUUCAAUCAACUGAGGUUUUGCUGCAGUGCAUUAAUGUUGCAAUUAAUAACAACCUGAUCGAUAUAUUGGCAGCUGCUAGUUUGGAAAUGGUGGAGUGCUUUGGACAAUUUGAUCCAGUUUCAGCAAGUCAGUUUUUAGCUCUUUAUCAGAGUUGCACGGCAUCCUUGAUUAUGAAAGAGAUCCUGUUAGGGGCCACCUUGAACAGCAGCAGUUCACAGAUGGCAGCCAUGUUGCAUCUGCAGCACAACCUGCAACAAAGAGGAGAGACAAGUGGCCUCCUCAAAACCGUAGAACAGAGGUUGGCUGCUAUAUCAAAGGCAUGGGGAAGCCUCUCUAUUUCUUCAAAUCAUUUUAAUAUCAUGAAUGAACUGCCAGCAAAUUUUCAUAUAGUUAUUCUCCAGCAUUCAGGAGACAGGUCUCUGUUGUAUGGGGCUGUGCUUGAGAAAGUAAAACCCACCAACCCUAAAGACCAGAAGGAACAAAAGGAAAAGGGGGGACACCUGAAGGAAAAAGGCGGGAAGGAAAAAGGAGGACAACAGAAAGGAAAAUUUGCUCAACUAACUUUGCAGGCUAAAAUAGUCCGGAGCCCUGUGAAUCCUGAAACAUUCUUAAAUAUUUUGGAAAAAACUGAGACUUAUAGAGAGGAGAUGAUGGAUAGUCUUUUGAGAGAAAUAGAAGAAAAUGAGUUUCAAAGAAAGCAAGUAUCAUCUGCCAAACUGGAAACUAAUAUAGAAGAUGGAGAUGAACCAGAUUUAGAUUCUAUGUUUCAAAUGAUAUUGUCAGAUAUGGAAGAAUAUUUGAAGCCUGUACUGUCACAACUUAAUCUCUCUGAAUUGAGACGCCCGAGUCCAGCAUCGUCUCCAGCUGACUCAGGAAAGACCAGAAAAGGGAGUCCGGGGAAAACUAAGGGAGAGGAUUCAGGGAAAAAAUCUAAAACGUCAACUCAAGGUGCCGAAGACAUAGGGGAGUGUGUGAUUCUGUUGGCAGAUAAAGAUCUUCUGGACUUACCUUUGGAAGCGCUAACUAUUUUCCAAGAUGACGCAAUAAGCUCUCUGUCCAGAGACUUCUCUCUCCAAAUGGUCUACAAUCGGAUACGUAAAGACGAAGGUGGUACAGCUAUUAAAGAAAGAGGGAAAAAGACUGCAAGACCAAAAAAUGAACAAAAAAGAGGAACAAAAAUACCGAGUCUUAACCGUAUUCUGCCCCCCAACUGUAUUUCCAUUGAUGUCCACAAUGUGAAAUAUAUUGUGGAUCCGUAUAAUGAUGGAAGAGAAGACGCAUUGGAAAAUCCUGCAAACAAUUUUAGAGCAAUCCUAGAAAAAUUUGAGCCAUUUACCAUUUUUUGGGAAGGCAUAAUGGGUGACAUACACUUUCCAUGUUACACAGAGUGUGAAUACGUGUUGAAUAACUGCAGCAUGCUUUUCUUCUCUGCAAUGGCAAGAUUCCUCUCCCACGUAGCACUUGACAAGCUAGUUGCUAUGAAUAUCCCAGAAUGCCAGUUGAUUGUGCUUUCAGGACGUGUGCAUUCCAAACCUAGUCUUAUACGAUUAAGAAACCAAGAUGAAGGGAAAAGCUCUUUUACCUUGUCUCUGGAGAAGACAACUGAAACUGCAAUCAUCCUAAGCCUUAUUGGAGUGCGUUCUGUCAUAAUCAACCAAUGGUUUACUACGCUGCAAGAAAAUACCAUGCGAUUAGAAAGUUUAUGUGAAAAUUUCAUAAAAGUAGGCAAAACAACUGGACAGGCAGUCCGUAUUCUUCAGAAGAAAAGGACGGUCUGGGAUAGGACACCACAAAGAUCCCCUGAUGCUGAGAAAGAAGACCACAGCAAAAGUCCCAGUCAGCUGAGCCAGACUCUCAUCCAUGCUUCGGUUAUUGAUGCUGUUCUGUAUGGGUUGCCCAACACCAUGUUCACCUGAGGAGCAACGCGUUUCUUUACGUGUGCUUGGCGUGUGGAGAGAACAGGUUCUCCUGGCUUUUGAUGUUGUCUUUAAGAAGCCAAUACUCAGUGGUUCUUUUAAAGUUUAACAUUGACAAUUACCUUAAACUCUGUCGUUUCUUAAUUUGAUGGUUUUGCUAUUCUAAUUUCUGUCAGAUUUUUUGGAUUAAAUGUUUUAAAAUUGUCUUGCGGUAUCUGGAAGCCUGGGGUUUUUUUUUUACAUUGGGUGUCUGAGACAAGGUUGUUAUAGUAAUAAGGUUUAUUGCUUGGAUGGCAUAUAAGUAAUAAAAUAAUGAUACUUAACAAUUCAUAGAAACACAGAUUUAGUAUAUUUUUUAAAAAAAUACAAGGCAGCUGUU
Molecule: messenger RNA, 8458 nt
Organism: Thamnophis elegans (Western terrestrial garter snake)
Lineage: Eukaryota; Metazoa; Chordata; Lepidosauria; Squamata; Natricidae
Gene: CFAP46
Product: cilia and flagella associated protein 46
Exons: 60
Biological process (GO): cilium movement involved in cell motility; axoneme assembly
Source: RefSeq, a predicted model, not a curated record